Messenger RNA from Coccinella septempunctata (seven-spotted ladybird), 1079 nucleotides. RefSeq lists its product as uncharacterized. Bases 97 to 933 code for a protein of 278 amino acids. NCBI's taxonomy places the organism in Eukaryota, Metazoa, Arthropoda, Insecta, Coleoptera, Coccinellidae. The record is from RefSeq and is a predicted model, not a curated record. The transcript has 5 exons.
GUCAUCGUUUCGCGGGCUCGCCCAACAUUCGUUCGUUUAGUGUUAGUGGCAUUGUUGUCAGGCACAUUUCUUUUAUAUUGGAAUACGAAAGAAGAUAUGUCUUUUACAGCUGUACAAUUCAGUGUCGAUGAAGGCGGAACGAUAGCUGUGGUGCAUUCAUCAGGGCUUACGCCUCUUAAGCGGGAAGUAUUUUGGCCUCCAGUGAAGUCCGGUGCAACACUGAAACAACUGUUAUUAGCUGGAAAACAAGCUGACACAGAAAACUGGAAAUUAUACGGAAUUUCUAAGUGUUUUUUUAGUGGUGAUGAUUAUGACAAGGCUGAGAAAAAGUUAAAACUAUUGGAGGAGACCUCUGAUAUCUUCUCAGAAUCUGAAGAGGAAACAACUAGGAAACGGAAAAGAGUAGCUAAGCGGAUAAUUUACGAAUCGGAUGAGAGUGAUGAUACUUUACCGAGACCUCCAAAAGUAACUGUAAAAGCGAAAUCCAUAGCAAGUACUUCUGCAUUAGUGCAAGGAGGGUGUAGUUAUCCAAGUCCAAGGAAUUCAACACCGUAUCUGUCACAGAGUCCAUCGUCGCAUCAAGGGCAGUCAGAAAUAAUUACUUCAAAAGUAAACUACAAUUUUGGAUUUGCAUCAACUCCGGGUCCUCAAGUUGCAGAAUCAACUGAUAAUAGUGAAAUAUCUUGCUCACAUCAACAUAACGAACCUGCUUUUCAGAUUAAACUUCUUAAGCAGCUAAAAUUUUUGCAACAGCAGAAUUCACAAAUAUUGGCCCUUUUAUCAAAGCAGUCGCAAUCAUUAGCAAGCAAUUUAAAAAUAAGUACUCUACCUGAAAAUUUACCAUGCGAUUUUCCUGUCGAAGAACUGGAAAAACUACAGGACUUUGAGGAGUACUUAAAAGAUGCUCAGAACAAUGCGUACAUGGUGAGAUAGUUCAGAAUUUUUGAAAGUCUUUAUCCAACAUUGUAGAAAAUUGUACGGUGAAGAAUUUAUAAUAUAUAAUGUUCACAUGCUUUUGCAUUUGAAAGAUGAUGUAGAUCUCUUUGGUCCUUUGGACAAUUUUUCAGCAUUCCCUUUCG